ACCCGCGACAGCAUCAAUUUAAACAUAGUGGACAAUUCGUUGACGGCUGUUGUCGGUCAAGUUGGCUCAGGAAAGUCAACCCUAUUAUCGGCUAUUCUGGGAGAUUUGAUUCUAGCUUACGGUCAAAUUCAAAUGAAGGGUCGACUGGGUUACGUGCCCCAACAAGCGUGGAUCAUGAACGCAUCUCUGCGAGACAACAUUCUGCUGGGUGAGGCGUACGACGAAGAGAAGUUCAAUGAAGUAGUUAACGCGUGUGCACUCGCCGAAGACAUUCUUCAGUUGCCGGCUGGAGACUUAACACAAAUUGGCGAAAAAGGCAUAAACUUGAGCGGUGGUCAGAAGCAACGAGUGAGCUUGGCCCGAAGCAUCUACCAGGACUGUGACGUGUACCUGUUCGACGAUCCACUCAGUGCUGUUGACUCACACGUCGCCACGCACAUCUUCGACAGCCUCAUCGGACCACACGGCAUGCUCAAAAACAAGACCAGGUUGUUAGUGACUCAUGCAGUGAACAUACUCCCCCAUGUCGACCAGGUUGUUGUGCUGGAUGGAGGUUGUAUCGUUGAGCAAGGCACCUACCAGCAACUCAUGAACAACGGCAGAUAUAUAAAUAAAGUUUUGAAAAGUUUCAGAAAAGUUGACAAAAAUAAUAUACAGAGUGAAAAGAAUAACGACUGGUUUUAUUUUUUCCGACUAUUUCAUUUAAGAAUAUUUGCUCUUAAAACUUUACUUUUUAUUUCUCCUCCUAAAGGCCUUACGAAUCAAAUGACAAAUGUGACACGGGCUUGGAUUAUAACAAAGAGUUAA
Molecule: messenger RNA, 807 nt
Organism: Helobdella robusta
Lineage: Eukaryota; Metazoa; Annelida; Clitellata; Rhynchobdellida; Glossiphoniidae
Exons: 4
Biological process (GO): transmembrane transport
Cellular component (GO): membrane
Molecular function (GO): ATP binding; ATP hydrolysis activity; ATPase-coupled transmembrane transporter activity
Source: RefSeq, a predicted model, not a curated record